GAGUCUUGUUUUAGUGUGUGUUUUGUCUUUCUAUAGACUUUCAGACUGCAGUAUUACUGAAGAAGGUUAUAAAGCUCUGGCUUCAGCUCUGAGAUCAAACCCUUCACACCUGAUAGAGCUGGAUCUCACAGGAAAUGAUCCUGGACAAUCAGGAGUGAAGGAGCUCAGUGAUUUACUACAGGAUGGACUCUGUUCAUUAAAGACCAUCAGGUUUUUGAAAAGUCCUGCUGCAGAGGAAGCGUGUGAGUAUCUCACUGGAGUUCUGGGUAAAAGUCCAUUACUACUGAAAGAACUGGAUCUGAGUGGAGAUAAAUUAGGAGAUCUGGAUGGGGAGAAACUCUCUGCUCUUUUGAUGGACUCUCAUAGCAAACUGGAGAAAAUAAUGCUGAAUAAUUGUGACCUGACAGAGAAAAGCGGUUCAGUUCUAGCUACUGUUCUCUCCUCCAAAACCAUCCUGAAAGAGAUGAACCUGAACAACAGUCGUCUGCUGGACUCAGGAGUCAAAGAGAUCUGUGAGGGACUGAAGAAUCCUGUGUGUGAGCUGAAGAUACUGAAUCUGUGUAGAUGCAGAAUUACAGAGAAACAGUGUCUCAUCCUGACUUCAGCUCUGAAAUCAAACCCAUCACACCUGAAAGAACUGAACCUGAGCAGGAAUAAUCUAGGAGACUCUGGAGUGAAAAACCUCAGUGAUCUACUGAUGAACACACAAUUCAAGCUGGAGAAACUAGAGUUAAGAUGGUGUGAAAUGACAGAUGAAGGUUGUUCUGCUGUGACUUCAGCUCUGAAAUCAAACCCAUCACACCUGAGAGAACUGAACCUGACAGGGAAUAAACUAGGAGACUCUGGAGUGAAAAACCUCAGUGAUCUACUGAUGAACACACAAUUCAAGCUGGAGAAACUAGAUCUGUGUAAUUGCAGUAUUACAGAGAAACAGUGUCUCAUCCUGAAUUCAGCUCUGAAAUCAAACCCAUCACACCUGAGAGAACUGGACCUGAGUCUGAAUCAAAUAAAAAACACAGGAGUGAAUCACUUAUGUGACGUACUGAAGGAUUCACACUGUAAACUGGAGAGAUUGAGUCUUAUUGAAUGUGGAAUUACAGAUGUUUCUUCUUUAACUCAGUCUUUGACAAACACAAAAGCACUGCAGUUUCUAAAAGAGCUUGAUCUGAGUAACAAUAUGAUUGGAGACUCAAAGCAGCAGCUCAUUGAUGUGCUACGAGACUCAAACUGUGAACUGAGUGUAGAUAGAAGACCCAUCACCUGAAGUCCCUGAUAGAGUUCAAUCACAAGAAAUACCUGGGGUUCAAUCACCAAAAGAUGAUAAAUGCUGUAUAUCAUAAUGAAGUCUGUAUAUCAUGGAAGAAGCUCAGAUGAGUCUGUCUGGCUCUUCAGUUUAAUCAUAUUUGUAUUAAAAUUAUCCAUAAUGAUUUAGAUGUUUAAAUGUGUUUGUCAAGUGCAGCACUUUAAUGUUUCAAAAGAUCUAAAGCAAAUCUACAAUGUGAAAUUUCCAUGUUCCUUAAAUGUUCAUGAUCUCUCUUACAUUUUAUACACAUUGUUAGUCUAUUUAAUUUUAUACUAAUUUAGCUAUGUGUCUGUGUUGCUAAUAUACAGAUGCACAAUCACAAAUCCUCUCAUUACAAUAAACAAAGCAGAAACACAAUGUAAAUAAAAGAUGGAUUGUGCAGUUUUGACAGAUUAAUUGAUUAAAACAGGAGUUUUUACACACAGUGAGUUUGUGCUGAACUGACUGACAGCUUCAGUGUUUAUAAAUGCUGUGCCUUUUACCUUUUACUCGCUGUUUGUGUAAUUUGACGCAAUUUAAAAAAAAAUGUUUUUUAGUUUUUUCAAUUACACUUUCAUACAUACGUGUGAAAAAUGACAAAUAUAUUUUACAGUAAAUCUUGUAAUGGUGAUUUCUGGUCACUAU
This is a messenger RNA of Labeo rohita (rohu), 1927 nucleotides long. RefSeq names its product ribonuclease inhibitor-like. The transcript is spliced from 8 exons. Lineage: Eukaryota; Metazoa; Chordata; Actinopteri; Cypriniformes; Cyprinidae. Gene Ontology annotation, molecular function: protein binding. The record is from RefSeq and is a predicted model, not a curated record. Bases 353 to 1264 code for a protein of 303 amino acids.